AUGUACAUACUACUGUUUCUUUUAAGUGCAGUUGUAUUAAUAAUUCUGCAAUACAUCGCCAAAGAUAAUAACUAUUGGCGAAAGAGAAACAUCCCCGAAGUGUAUGGAAUUAUCUGGCGGUUCGUACUCACGGGAAAGAAAUCUUUUCCUGAAAUUUAUAAGGACAUCUACGACGGACAUCCAAACGAUGACAAUAUUGGUGUAUACGUUGGCAACAAGCCGGCUCUGCUGAUAAGGAACCUGGAGAACUUGCAAGCGAUUCUGCUAGGUGACUUCAAAAGUUUCUAUAGCCGUGGUAUUCUUAGGAACGAGACCGAUCUUCUGGCGGACAACCUCUUAUUAAUGGAUGAUUACAAGCGAUGGAGAUUAAUGAGGCACAAAAUGACACCUGUGUUCACAUCCAUGAAGCUGAAGAACAUGUUCUACAUAAUGGAGCAAUGCGCUCGGGACUUCGUAAAGUUUGUCGACGAGAAUCCACUUAAAGUUAAAGAGAAACCCUUCACGGCUCUGUACACAUAUACGACUGCGUCCAUCGCUGCUUCGGUAUUUGGGAUUGAUACUAAUGCGAAUAGCACGAUGGAUUCACCAUUUGUAGACAUAGCGUGGAGGGCCUUGGAACCGUCUUUUGCUAAUAAUCUUAAAUUAACGAUAUCUAAAGCGUUUCCGAAACUGUUUCAACUGAUGAAACUAACGGCGUUUGGAGAUCACGAGGAAUUUUUCGCUGUGGUGAAAAAGGUGUUGGAAGACCGACGUGCUGUCCACGAGAAGAGGCACGAUUUCAUUGAUACCUGUUUAGAGCUGCAGCAGGAAGGAGUAAUGCAGGAUCCAGUAACUGGCUACGAAAUGGAGCCUACAGAUGAAUUGAUGGCGGCACAGGCGUUUUUCUUCUUUAUCGCAGGCGCGGAUUCAUCAGCGCACACGAUGCAUUUCUUGCUUCUAGAGCUCUCUGCAAAUCCUGAUAUAUUGCAGAAGCUGCACAAGGAAAUCGAUGCAGCGUUCGAGAAGUGCAGCGAGGCCGUUACUUUCAACGACAUCGAAGAGCUGAAAUACCUCGAUAUGGUUAUGAACGAAGCUAUUCGUAAAUAUCCCACGGUAGGGGCCGUUCAACGGAGAUGCACUAGGGACACAGUUCUACCAUGCGGACAAGUGAAGAUGGAGAAAGACGUCAUAGCAGUGAUCCCUAUUUACGCGAUACAUAGAGACGAGAGGUAUUACCCUAAUCCAGAGGUAUUUGAUCCAGAGAGAUUCUCACCGAAAAACAUUUCGAAAAUCCCAAAGUUCAGCUACUUGCCGUUUGGUGAAGGAAAUCGUAUAUGUCUCGGUGCGAGGUUUGCUCGCCUGCAGUUGAAGGUCGGCAUAGCGUGUCUGCUCAGACGUUACACCCUGAAGCAGAAAAGUUACAAACCGAAGUACUUCGAGCAGAGCUUUUUUGCCCUUCGAGAUACCAGCGCCGUCUUCCAGCUCUUGCCGAGGGAAACGAAUAAA
Iphiclides podalirius (scarce swallowtail) is the source of this 1485-nucleotide messenger RNA. NCBI's taxonomy places the organism in Eukaryota, Metazoa, Arthropoda, Insecta, Lepidoptera, Papilionidae. The record is from the annotation of a GenBank genome assembly.